Carassius carassius (crucian carp) is the source of this 1931-nucleotide messenger RNA. RefSeq names its product proline-rich membrane anchor 1-like. Bases 570 to 1049 code for a protein of 159 amino acids. The record is from RefSeq and is a predicted model, not a curated record. The transcript is spliced from 4 exons. NCBI's taxonomy places the organism in Eukaryota, Metazoa, Chordata, Actinopteri, Cypriniformes, Cyprinidae.
UAAAUGGCUAGCACAUUAAUAAUAAUAGUACGUUAUUUUUGCGCGCGUUUCUCACUGGACGCUUUCACGUCAGGUGGUGCUGUCCAAGUCAUGAAGAGGUGAAUCCCCCAGUCUACAGUUUUGGGACCUACAUGAGCACCGGCGUUCGAGCGAUUAACCGAGUCAGCGUAGGCUCUCCGUGGCGUUUUGAGUGUCAGCAACUAAACUGACAUCUUCUUAUCAUGCCUGGCCAGAAAUGAAUCCUGAUUCAGCGCUCGGCUCACACAGAAUCGCGCGCGGAGAGAACUUUGCUUUGGAACUCCUGUGCGGUGGAAAAGGCACGCGCAACGGCAGCGCGCGAAGGAUCAACAACUUUCCUCAGCAACGCUAGCGUCCUUCCUAUGUCGCUUCAAACCCUUCCAUGUCACCAGUUAUUGUUGCUUUAAUUGGACGAGAAUGUUUCAGAGACCGUGUCUGCUCAAACUCGGGGAAAACAUCGUUGGUAAGCCUUGAGAAGCGGAUAUUAAAUGACUUUUAUGCGCCUCAGACUCGCGUCCUCGUCAGGUGGACUGUGAAGAGACAGAAGAGGAAUGUUUAUCCGAAAUUUAUCGCCGCUUAGUUUGGGUUUUUUGCCGUUUUUGACAAGUUACUGUUUUCUCUCACUGUUUCUUCCGUUAUUUCAGUUUGCGAGAGGGGAGCUCCAGAAAUCAUGCUCCCGAACCACAGUGGCACCGCUGGAAGGGAGCUGCCAGUUGCCAUGCCAGUGUAGGCCCUACCCACCGUUACCCCCUCCACCCCCUCCUCCACCACCCCCAAGGCUUCUGGCUCCAACUGUGGCUCCCUCCACGGUAUCCCCCAUAACACCAUGGAGGAAAGAGAUGGAGAUCUUAGUACUGUGGACAGUAAGCUGUGCAUCUGUGGUCUUCCUCCUCCUGACUGCCAUCAUUUGCUACAAGGCCAUCAAGAGGAAACCCCUUCGAAAAGAAGAGAACGGCACAAGCCGAGGGGAGUAUGCCAUGAGCUCACGCUGUAAACAGCAGGUAGUGGAAACCAAUAACACUGGCGUAUAGUGGCCAUGCUACAGUGAACACUCUGUACCCUACAGCACCACCAUCUCUGUUUGGGUUUAUGAGAUGGACGCAAGGUAUAUUAUGAAUUUAGGAAUGGUAAACCUCAUGGCUGCCCUUCUUGGGACAUAAAAUGAUGUUUAAAGAAAAGACAAAAGUGAAUAUGUAAUGACUGAUGUGUACAGGCAAGUAUAAGCAGGUUUUGAGGAGACGUGGAAAUUCUUAGCGAUGCUGGCAGCUGCACGAGUAUCACAAGACUCAACCUGGGGCCCCCCGGGGCCCCUUUGAGGACAGUAUACAACACCAACAAUUAAAUAAACGCAUGCACUUUCUGUUGAAUGCAAUGAUGUUUUAAAAUUCCUGUCUUCUCUUGUCUUUAACUCUGUCUUUGCAGUGAUUCUCAUUUAACAUUAAGGGUUCUUUCACCUCAUGUAGAUUGUGUGAGUGUUUAAUGGUUAAAUGACUGCAUUGGCCCCAUUGUUUUGAUACAAUCAACAAAAGGGAUCGGAUGAUCCUGUAUUUUGUGCAGCAAAAUAUACAAUGGAGAAUAAGAAGGGUUUUCCUUUAUCACCCAGGAAUUUAUUGCGGUUUGUGUUACUAUGCAAUUGGAAAGGACUGAGUUCUUGAGGUGCAUGUUUAGAAUACAAAAAGCAUUGCUGAUAAUUAGCAGCUUGUAGUAUGAUCAUUAUAUACAUUUGCAUUCAAAUUUGUCUGAUGGUAUAGCCCACAUGUGAAAGAUAUCGAAUUAUAAAUACAGUAAAAAACAACAACAAGCAUGAUGGAUUAGUUUUAGGAACGGAUUGAUGAAUAAUUUCAUGUUAUUAUGGCUGAUAAAUAGCUGAUAUUAAAAUCUGUACUAUUUUGUCAAAAAAUUAAAUGCACCAC